AAUGCAAUUUAGACAAGACAUCAAUUUCAUCCCCACUUUUGCUCUUCCAUGUCGGAACCGCCUAACACACACUCGCGCACACACAUUAUUUUCUACAUAGUUAAUUAACAGAGAGCCUUUGGGGGAAAACUAGCCCAAUCGUAAAGAAUCAUGUCUUCUCCAAGCAAACGCCGCGAAAUGGAUUUGAUGAAGCUGAUGAUGACUGACUAUAAGGUGGAUAUGAUCAAUGAUGGCAUGCAGGAGUUUCAUGUUCAAUUUAAUGGACCCAAAGAAAGUCUUUAUCAAGGAGGUGUUUGGAAGGUUAGGGUGGAACUGCCAGAUGCUUAUCCGUAUAAAUCUCCUUCCAUUGGUUUUGUCAAUAAGAUUUACCAUCCAAAUGUUGAUGAGAUGUCAGGUUCUGUGUGUUUAGACGUAAUCAAUCAGACAUGGAGUCCCAUGUUUGGUAAGUCGAACAGGUCUUCUCUCUCUCUCUCUCUCUCUCUCGGGUUAUUGAUUGUGGACUGCUUUACUGCUGCAUCUUUCGGGGUCUAUUGGUGUCUGACAGUUGCUUGUAUCAAUUUAUUUUUCUUUUCAGACCUAGUGAAUGUCUUUGAAGUGUUUCUUCCACAACUUCUUUUAUACCCGAAUCCAUCAGAUCCUUUAAAUGGGGAGGCAGCAGCUUUAAUGAUGCGUGAUCGUGAUGUAUACGAUCAGAGAGUCAAAGAGUACUGUGAAAAAUAUGCAAAGCCCACAGAUGCAGGGGUGUCGCCUGAUGAAAAAUCUAGUGACGAGGAACUGACGGAAGAUGAAUAUGCGUCCAGCGAUGAGGAAAUUGCUGGAAAAGCAGAUCCUUGAGUGGAAAUCAGACAAGGUUAUAACUUUUUGUCUGUCUGUACAUUAUACGCUGUUGUGUGAUGAUAAAGUUUGAUACCUGUCAGUGCUCAUGUGCUUGUGAAGAAAGUUUCGUUUGCAGUUUCUCUUUUA
Molecule: messenger RNA, 963 nt
Organism: Salvia splendens (bonfire salvia)
Lineage: Eukaryota; Viridiplantae; Streptophyta; Magnoliopsida; Lamiales; Lamiaceae
Product: ubiquitin-conjugating enzyme E2 4
Exons: 5
Coding region: 151-834 (227 amino acids)
Source: RefSeq, a predicted model, not a curated record